AUGUUUGUUCUCCCACAGCUAAAUUAUCUUAAAGUUAUUCGCCAUGCCUGCCCAGGGGCUCUGACUAAACUGAGGACUGGUGUUCCCAUUGCCUCUCGUCCAAAUAAAUCGUAUCGCGUACUUGCCCCAAAUGGCCUUCAGCAGCGGUGGCUUAACAAUGGACCGUCGAGUUCAUUCGCCGAGUCGCGAGAAACCGUGAUCGCCGAGAGCUCUGUGACAAAAUCCGGUGAUUUCACCCCAAACGACCGUUCACGGAUCCGUUCCACCGGUCCACCCCGUGUGUCUCCCACGCCAAAGACUGUGAUUUACGUCGGAAAUAUCUUUUUCGAUGUUACUGCUGACCAACUGAGAAAUGAAUUUUCAAAAUGCGGCCCGGUUGAGUCAGCGCGCAUCAUUUACGAUCCCCGGGGUGUUAGUAGAGGGUUCGGUUAUAUGAAGUUCCAAGACGUGGAAACGGCCCAAAAGGCUGUGAAUCUCAUGCAUGGGCAAAUUUUUGAAGGUAGACGAUUAGCUGUAAAUUUCGCCCAGAAUGAUGAGCCGGUCAGUCGCCCCAGAGAUAACCAAACGAAACGUCCGACCCGCACUUUAUUUAUUGGAAACAUGUCUUUCGAAAUGACUGACCGCGACCUUCACGAGCUUUUCAAAGAUAUUGAAAAUGUCAUUGACGUCCGAGUUGCCGUUGAUAGACGGACUGGGCAAGCCCGCGGCUUUGCCCAUGCCGAAUUUGUGGAUGCGGAGAGCGCAGAAAAGGCCUUUGCGAUACUACAUGGACAGUCACCAUACGGCAGGCCACUACGUCUAGACUACAGCUUUAGCACCCCUAGGUCACGCGCUCAAGAUUCUGAUCAACAAAAAGACACGAACUUUGAGACUGAACCUCAUCAGUCACAGCUUGAACAUAAUUGA
Messenger RNA from Ophidiomyces ophidiicola, 906 nucleotides. RefSeq lists its product as uncharacterized. The coding region runs from base 1 to 906 and encodes 301 amino acids. The transcript has 3 exons. The record is from RefSeq and is a predicted model, not a curated record. Gene Ontology annotation, molecular function: RNA binding. Lineage: Eukaryota; Fungi; Ascomycota; Eurotiomycetes; Onygenales; Onygenaceae.